Molecule: messenger RNA, 846 nt
Organism: Asparagus officinalis (garden asparagus)
Lineage: Eukaryota; Viridiplantae; Streptophyta; Magnoliopsida; Asparagales; Asparagaceae
Product: myosin-binding protein 7-like
Exons: 2
Coding region: 193-846 (217 amino acids)
Source: RefSeq, a predicted model, not a curated record
ACAGAGAGGAGGAGAUCGAUGCAUUGGAUUCCUUUAGCCGCUCCUCAUUUUAGGUCCCAGAUUUCAUCAAAUCAUUCAAUUUGAUCACAUUCUUCGAAAAAGAAAGGAAGAGAAAAAGAGGAUAAAGAUCAUCUUGAAAAUUUGGGCGAUUCGACAAUUGGAUCCUAAGACUGUUGUACUUCUUCAACAACUAUGGCAGAAGACGAGAUCGCCACUUUGAAAGAAGCGCUUAGCAACCAGCUUCUAUUUAUAAAAAGGCUUCAGGCUGAACUAGAUGACGAAAGAGAAGCUUCAGCCUCUGGAGCAGAUGAAGCUCUGACCAUGAUACUUCGUCUGCAGAAAGAGAAGGCUGAAGAGAAGAUGGAAGCAUGCCAGUACAAGCAAAUGGCUGAGUCAAAGAUGAGCCAUGCUGAGGAAUCUCUGGCAAUGCUUGAACAAGUCAUUUGUCAGAAAGAUAUAGAGAUUGCAUCACUCAAACAUCAAGUUCAAUCAUAUAUGCAAAUGUUAGUAAGGGGUGGUGUUAAUAAUGCUGAAAUUAUGAAACUAAGUGAGAGCCGGUGGUCAAGAACUAGUUCUUUUUUGGAGAGAACGAGCUCUUGUGUUCAGGUCAGAAGGCAGACUUCAAUGCCCUCGAUCCGAUUCAAACAGCUGUGUACUGAGGUCGCUAUUAAAGAUGGAGGUGGUUCUUUAACUCCUACAAUACAAUGGAGGGGAUUUGGUGACAAUAAGAACCAGCUUUUGGAGCACCAAACACAGUGCACUUCUGAAAUUUCUUCUGUUAAAGAAUUUGAAACCGUUUUAGCAAAUAAUCAAUUUAAUAGUGCUGAAGAAGAAUCCUCGCCUUAG